GUUGGGGCAGAUCUGAAAUAUGGGCAGUCUGAUCGAUGUCGCGGGUGGUGCCGGCUGUUGACCCGUCGCCACGCAAGAUUGCAGCAGCAGCAGAAGCAGCGCCAAUAGCCCCCCCAGCAAAGCCAAGGGCGAAAGCGAAAGAGAAGAAAAAGCACCUCGGCUCUCCAUCGCGGACGUACGUUACAGAUGACGCCAAUGACGACGACCAAGAAGAAGAAGAAGAAGAAGAAGAAGAAGAAGAAGAAGAAGAAGACUAUGGAGAUGGCGACCACCAAGAAGAAGAAGAAGAAGAAGAAGAAGAAGAAGAAGAAGAGGAAGAAGACGAUGGCGAUGGGGGCGAUGGCGGUGAUGAUGGAUCAGGCAAGACGCGGACCGAAAACGAGAUCGCAGCGACGCUUUGCGUUCUCCACCCAUUUCAUGUCGACGAGGCGGCGGGUUCGUUUGCGGUGCCGCCUCAGGCUCCCUUUGUCGCUCCAGAUUCCACACCUCCGUUUGACGAUGCGGAUAGCUCAGCGGCAGUCGGCGGCACGCCAUGUUCGGGCGGCAACAACAUCGUGCAAAUCUGUGUGCGGGACGCGUGUCGGAGACGGUUGUACGCUCUCCGCGACGCCAUGGCCGAUCUGGGUGACCAGCGCGGACCGGUCAGCGACGUUAUUGAUCGGCUGCUGCACUGGUCCUUGCCAGCCAUCCGAGCGGAGUAUGGAGACGAGGUAGGAGAUGUGAUUUCUUCUUCGUUGCCAUCUCGGGUGUGCGGUCGAGAUUUCACGUUGCGUUAUAUGCCAGGCGAUUCCGGUGUUGACUACGGUCAGGGGGGCUCGCAGGGUUCAGCAAGCGGAGGCUUUGGUGAGUCUCAUGACGGAUCGCAGAACUCGUUCCCGUCAUCGCGUCGUGCAUCGCAGCGCAGUGACAGAGGGCGCGACAGACCCCGCAGCGCGGGUUGUUGCACACGGACACCUGCCCGGCCGCAGACGUGGUGGGAUAGUUGGGACGGUGUUGACCAGUGCGGUCCUGGACCUGAAAUUGACCGUACCAGUGUUGAGAAGGCGAUGGCUAGAUGGAGUGGACCGACGGCGCCAGAUGUUGUGUUUCUUGAGCCGGUUAAGCUUCUUCAAUUGCUGGCCAUGUUUCAUCUAUAUUGCCCGUGGCACAAGGGCUCGUGCCGUGUGUCUGUGGAGUCCGUCUCGUAUCCUGCGCAGCUCUGGAUGUGCUCGGUGCACAAACCGACAUUCUACAAGUUUAUGCACACUGAACCGGGGGGGGCGGAGGGGUGGAAUGCCAAGGUCGUACGGCAUGGCAAAUAUUGCGAGCUUGCCAUUGACACUGUGAUGCGCCGUGGUGAGCCAGUGAUAUUGAUGGCUGAUGGUCGAUAUAACUCUGUCAGAGACGCGCAGCAUGGCACUGUCACCGCGAUGGAGUACGAGACUCGGCUUGUUGUAGGUGUUCACACUCUCCGUCCGAAGAUUGAAGGCAAGGCAUCGAAUGCACUUGAGGUGCCAGCCGUCGUGCAACUUUUGCGAGGGUUGAUGGACAAGGAGUUGAAAAUCCGGUGCGUUGUCUCGGAUGAUUGUGCGGCGCUGGGACCGAAGUUGCGAGCUAUGAACAUCGAGUGGCAGAAGGAUUGCCACCACAAAAUAAAAAACAUUCGAAAGCACUUCCAUAGUAUGCUGCAACUGAAGGAAGCGAAGAAAGUGAGCAGCCCGCACGACUAUGUAUCAGAGGCGCAGUUCAUGCAGUUCACGAAGAAGCGGCUAAAGGAGGCGUUGGAGCAGCGUUUUGGACUUGACGUCCUCACACCUGCUGAGGAGCGGCUGAAGAAAUCGGACUUCGUCGCUGUCGUCAUGCGAAAGAUGUACCCCUACGGAUCGAGGUUGAAUCCUCGAGUGUUGGAGACUGAUCCAGACGUCUUGACAGAGUAUCAUGCGCAUCAGGUUGGGAUGUGGUUCCUCCGCGCUUGCCAGCUGUGAAGGGACGAGGGCGGAGACGCCGACAGUCUACACCGCGACAUCAUGUUGGUCGCCGAUCAUUGGGCUGAUAAUCAUUCAGGAUGUGUGGACAGUAGGGAGGUUCUCUGCGAGAAGGUCCGUGGGCGUGCACGAUUGCCUUUGUGUAGCCGCACAGACACGGUCUACGAGCUCGUUCUGCGUGUUCUCGAUAAACAAUGCAGCACUAA
Chara braunii is the source of this 2170-nucleotide messenger RNA. NCBI's taxonomy places the organism in Eukaryota, Viridiplantae, Streptophyta, Charophyceae, Charales, Characeae. The record is from the annotation of a GenBank genome assembly.